AUCAUUUCUAUAAAAAUAAACCGAUCUGUACUGAAAACCCCUUUGUACCCAGCGCAAAAGUCAUAAGAAUUUGUCCACCGAAAAGCUUUAAUUGUUUUUUUUUUUUUUACUUUUGGGAGCUGAUAACUCAGCAGCUUCACAAAGUCCAAACUCAUUUUACAUGAACUCAAUUCGAAGACCAAUUUGACCCAGUUACUUACUUACGUGGUUCAUUUUGUUCAAUUUUAAAAUACUUGUUUUUUUUUUUUAACUCUAUUAAAAUUUUUUCCCUAUACUUUACAUAUAGACUCAUUAAAGCCGAUCAACAAUUUAAAAAUCACCAUUCCUUGACGUAAAAUAAGACCCAAAACAAGAGCUGAUAGAAGAAACGUGAAAAAAACUUCAACAACAUUGGUCAGGAGAUAAAGAAAAAGGUAUGAUUUUCAAAUUUCAAUAAAUGAUUAGAUUUUUAAGUAUAUGUACUAGUCAUAUAUCUAUGCCGCCGGGUACAAAGGGAUUAAGUCACAAAGUUGUAAUCUUCGGGUUUUGCACAAUAAACUCUUUAUUCUCUAUCAUUGGGCAUCAAAAAUAUCAAGAUAGAGCAAAUCAUUCCUAUAAAAAUAAAUAGAUCAGUACUCAAAACCCAUUUGUACCCAGCUGAAAGAUAUAAGAAUUGGUCCAUCGAAAAGUUUUAAUUGUUUUUUUUUUUUUACUUUUGGGAGCUGAUAACUCAGCAGCUUCACAAAGUCCAAAUUCAUUUUACAUGAACUCAAUUCGAAGACCAAUUUGACCCAGUUACUUACUUACGUGGUUCAUUUUGUUCAAUUUUAAAAUACUUAUUUUUUUCUUAACUCUAAUAAAAUUUUGUCUCUAUACUUUCAUAUAGACUCAUUAAAGCCGAUCAACAAUUUAAAAAUCACCAUUCCUUCACGCAAAAUAAGACCCAAAACAAAGCUGAUAGAAGAAACGUGAAAAAACUUCAACAAGAUUGGUCAGGAGUCAAAGGUCAACAAGUUGAAAAUGCAUUGCGUUAUCUGCUCAGAAGAAUUUAAUUGCUUAAAAAAAUUAUUCAUGCAUUUGAAAAUUCUACAUGGUUGUGAUAAAAAAAGCAAUUUGAAAUGCUUUGACAAAUCAUGUCAACAAAUAUUUAAUGGAUUAUCUUCAUACAAAAGACAUUUAGGGGUCGUACAUGGCAGAGGUCGUAAAAAUGUUUCCUACAGAAACCGAGAUGCAAAGGGUGUGCGACGAGCUGAAACAAAACCGGGACUGGGAAAAAGUUACUAAACAAUGGAAACAAACUAUGCCAUUCAGGAGGGAUAUGAUUUCCCAAAGCUCUGACAUUGACCUCCAGACAGUCCUUCAGGAGUGGCCGCUUUACAAAUAUUCACGAGCGCCAGAACUGAUUGCCAUGGAUUACAAUUUUAUAAAACCGAAUAAUGGGCUCGACUUCACCAAAUGGGAACAAUUUUCGAAAAUAGCCCUAGAAUUGUUCACAGCGAGGAUCAAGUGCAGCGCUCUUAAAUCAUUCCUCAAUGAAUUCAGGGAGAAUAUUGACGACCUUGACAUAGAUAACGUCAAUAUUGGCUAUGCAACUCUGUUACAUGGAGUGUUGCCUCCAUCAUCGCAGCAGUUUAAUGGUAAAUUGAAGAAAUUUACAAUUGAAGAUUCAAAAUCAUCUUUCACUCUGGAAGUGGAAUGUGCAGGCCAGGUCGAACCUAUGCUAAAAAUAAAAAGGGAGGAAUGUUUAAAAUCGAAAACAAAACUUCAGCCCCUAAUAAUUGUUGUUGGUGAGAGAUUUCAUUAUAAUAAUUUUUAUGUGUCCUUGGACAAUAUUAUGUUUAAAUUAGAUACUUAUUUGGACUGCAUUAUUUUUUAUUUAAAGCUCGUUUAUGUAUUAAAUAUUCAAUACCCUCCACAGUGUUUUUCGGUAUGGGUUUUUAUACAAAUGUUUUUCUUUAAUAUUCAAGACGGUAAAAAAAUACCUUCUGUUUCAACUUUACUAAAUGAUAUAAAUGCAUUAAUUAAUUAAAUUAUAUCAAUGUAUUAUUUUGUACAGUCCAUGUUCUACAUAUACAGUACUGGACAAAAUAAAAUACGCACUAUCCGAACUUUCUUAUUUAUGCUUUUCUCGCUCCCCAAGUCAUCAAUAAAAUAUUCUAAAGUAGUGAUUAAGAAAGUCUAAUACUAU
This is a messenger RNA of Episyrphus balteatus (marmalade hoverfly), 2167 nucleotides long. RefSeq lists its product as uncharacterized. The record is from RefSeq and is a predicted model, not a curated record. The coding region runs from base 1169 to 2008 and encodes 279 amino acids. Lineage: Eukaryota; Metazoa; Arthropoda; Insecta; Diptera; Syrphidae. The transcript has 4 exons.